Messenger RNA from Austrofundulus limnaeus, 881 nucleotides. Its product is annotated as HEAT repeat-containing protein 3. Gene Ontology annotation, biological process: ribosomal large subunit biogenesis; protein import into nucleus. The record is from RefSeq and is a predicted model, not a curated record. NCBI's taxonomy places the organism in Eukaryota, Metazoa, Chordata, Actinopteri, Cyprinodontiformes, Rivulidae.
UUACGGCGGAAGCGGCUCUUCCACAUGGCUCCCUGAAGCGGUGGUUCGGUGUCACUGACUCUCAUUCGCCAGAAUUCACCACGAACCAACGACAGACGACACAAAACCACGACAGACACGUGUGGAAAUGGGUAAAAGUAAAACCACAAAGUUUAAACGUCCGCAGUUCAAUUCGGUGGGGCUGCCGGUGAACGCCGUGAAGGAGGAGGACCCUGCCGCUGAAGAGCACGACGAAGACGACUGUCCAGCUGCGGAGCUGUUGGAGAAAUUGCAGAGUCCCAGUGCAGAUGUUCGUGAGUUUGCGUGCGCCAGUAUUUCCCGGGUGGUUCAGCAGAGCCAGAGCAUCCCUGGUUUCCUCCAAAGGGGAGCAGUGAAACGUCUGGGCCCCAUGCUGCUGGACGGCAGCCUGGCUGUCAGAGAGACUGCCACCGGGGCGCUCAGAAAUCUGAGUGCAUGUGGGGGUCAGGAGGUGUGCGAGGACAUGGUGAAGCAUGAUGUCAUGACUCCUCUGACGGCGCUGCUUAGAGAGUGUUGUGCUGGUUUUGACAGUGCUGUUGUGAAAAUGAAAGACCAGAAAAAUCCUGUGGAGGAUGUAGCCAAUGAGGCCGUAAACCUGCUGUGGAAUCUCUGUGAGAACAGCAGCCAGGCGCUGUCUAUGUUCAACAGAUCAGGUCUCUUGGACGUGGUUGUUCAGUGUCUAGAGAGACACACUCACAAUGUGGACCUGGCCAUAUCUGCAGCCCACUGUUUGCACACUGUGACUGAGGACAACCCAGAACUGCUGCGCAGUUUGAACACUGCUGUGCUGGGAGCCCUGGAGAAUGUGCUGCUGUCAUCCCAGCCCAGCAUGGCACACACUCUCCUCAGGACUUUAGCUGCAG